Aspergillus melleus is the source of this 1761-nucleotide messenger RNA. Its product is annotated as putative arachidonate 5-lipoxygenase. The record is from RefSeq and is a predicted model, not a curated record. The transcript is spliced from 4 exons. Lineage: Eukaryota; Fungi; Ascomycota; Eurotiomycetes; Eurotiales; Aspergillaceae. The coding region runs from base 1 to 1761 and encodes 586 amino acids. Gene Ontology annotation, biological process: lipid oxidation. Gene Ontology annotation, molecular function: oxidoreductase activity, acting on single donors with incorporation of molecular oxygen, incorporation of two atoms of oxygen; metal ion binding.
AUGAGAGUGUCCUACGCCUUAACUGCCGGCCUAGUGGCCCUACCUGGGGAUGGAGGUGGCCACUACUCCCUGGCCAUGUUCGACCCAAAGCCGUGGGAGCGGCUAUCAGAGAUCCAGCUGGCUCGCGCGGGCUAUCUCUAUGGGCCACCUCUUCUUGGGAAUACCUCUGCCUUUCCAACAGGCAUCCUUGGAGAUGCUAUGGUCGCCCGUGAUCGCGCCCUGUGGUUCAAAGAUGUGGAAUACGUGACCCAGAACGUCUAUCCAGAGCUGGAGAAGGCAGCUGCAGCGCUUGUGCAAAAAGGUGGUCUAAGGGACCUUUCUAGCUUUCAAACAAUCUACGAAGAUCAAUGGAUCGCAACGGUUCCAGAUGGUGUGGCCCCAGGCAUGCUGAGCAAUUGGACGCAAGAUCUUUUGUUCUCCAUGGAAAGGCUGUCUACCAACCCGUAUGUCGUACGUCGGCUGCAUCCGCGUCACGACACUCUUCCCUUCUCAGUAGAGGAUCGUGUCGUGCGGCAUCUGGCAGCCGGGAGAACCCUCGCAGACUUACACGAGGAAGGCCGUCUGUUCAUCGGAGAUCAUUCCUACCAAGCCAGGUACCCAAAGACUCCAAAUCGCUGGACGGCUGCCUGUACAGGCUACUUCUUCAUUCAUCCUUACUCGGCGGAGUUCCUGCCGUUGGCGAUCAAGACCAACAUGGGCCGUGAUUUGACCUAUACCCCGCUGGACGAUGAGAACGACUGGCUGUUUGCAAAAAUGGCCUUCAGCAUGAAUGACCUUUUUCAUUCCCAGCUGUACCACUUGGCCAACACCCACGACGUGGCAGAACCGGUGCAUCAGGCUGCUCUCCGAACAAUGAGUUCUCGACAUCCCGUGAGAGGAUUCCUAGACCGAUUGAUGUACCAGGCAUAUGCCGUGCGUCCCAUCGGGACAGAAUUUCUAUUCAACGAGGGUGGCUUCUACGAUAGUUCAUUUGCCCUGCCAAACUUCGCCGGUACAAAGUUCGCAACCGAAGCGUACUGGGGGCACGCAGGGCACUUUCGAGCGACUGGAUUCCAUCGCGACCUGGCAGACCGAGGCCUGAUUGACUGUAAGUACGGCCCACAGCUGACAUCGUUUCCUUUCUAUUCGACUGCAUCACCUAUGGUAGAUGCUAUACAGGACUUUGUUCGUGAGUUCGUAGCGUCAUACUAUCCCUCCGAAGACCUCCUGGCUCAGGACCAGGAACUGCAAGCGUGGAUCGUCGAAGCCAACGACGAGGCCGAUGUGAUCGACUUUUUCAAACCGCCGCUGGUGGACCAUGAAUCACUCACUUCGCUACUCUCACACGUGGCCUUCCUCUCCGGUAUUGCCCAUCAUGCUCUCAACGGAGCCACAGUCGGCGAAGCCUCUGGAAUCCUUCCUUUGCAUCCGUCAUCAUUCAACCGCCCGCUCCCCGAGACCAAGGGAAGUAUUACCUCCCUUCUCCCCUAUUUGCAUAACGAAACGGAGGCUAUAAAGCAGGCCUCCUUGCUGGUGCGCUUCAAUCGCCCCUUGCUCGACGAGCAGGAGGGCAACCUUCCGCAUAUGUUCUCUGGCGUUCAAUUUCUUUCGCGAGCCGAGGUAUCAGUGCAAUCAGCCGAGUCACGGUUUCGGGAACGCAUGUUGAAGAUUAGUGACUCUAUUCGUUCGAUGGAGUUUGAUGAGAGGGGACUAUCGCAGGGGAUGCCAUUCAUUUGGAGAUCGAUUGACCCGAGGAAGAUUCCUUUUUAUUUAUGCGUCUAA